GGCUCCACACAGGUCCGUACCAAUAUACAUGUAGCUGUAACUGAUCAGGAAGUGGCAGUAACCAAUCACAGGGUUCCGUGUGGACUAAACGCAGAGCGGAACGAUGUUGUGUGACCAGAUAGGCUAGUGAUCCAGCAUUGGUGUGAAAGUGAAACUGGUGUUCUUUAUGUAAACGAUAUAUGGAUAUGCCUCAAUGUCUGUCCUUACUCUUUUAUUACCGCUCUGACACUGGAACUAACUACAUAUCACGGGCAAUUAAGAAUGAUGGCACAAUCGAAUGAUUUUCAACGAUUGGAAAAGAGAGAUUUUUCAAGAAAGAAACUCAAAAACCUACCAAAGGAGGUUCUCACUCUUGGUACUGAUGUGCUGUACCUGAUCCUAAAGAAUAACAGACUGAAACAUGUGCGUGGGAUCUCAGCAUUGCGUAACCUGAAAGAGCUCAACCUGUCUGCCAAUGAGCUUUUAGAGUUUCCACAGGAGAUCGCGCAGCUUAAGAACUUGGAGAAACUGUACUUGAGCCAAAAUGGCAUCACACAAAUCCCAGAGGGUGUAUUUUCCCAGCUGGAGAAGCUGCAAUUUCUCAAACUGAGUACCAACCACUUGAAAGAGCUCCCCUCAGACCUAGGAAAUUGUAAGAGCCUUCAGUAUCUCAACCUCUCCAACAACUACCUGAAGGAUGUGAAGGUACUGGAGGCACUGUGCAGCCUGGAGGAGCUCUAUGUGAAAAGCAAUAAGCUGACAGAGCUGCCAGCCGAUCUGUUUUUUAACCCGGACCUGACAAAGUUUAAGGCUGAUGGUAACCCACUCCGGAAGCCACCGGAAGAGGUGUGCGCUGGUGGGGUGAAGAGCAUACAGCAUUACUUUAUUAUGUUGGGGAGCAGCGAGCAGUGCGUGCGCAGAGUCAAGACCAUGUUCCUGGGCUCCUCUAUGGCUGGCAAGUCUACAAUAUGCUACAGCCUGAGGAAGGGCUCACCUGUGCUGGUGGAUAUUGCUGACCGCACUGUGGGUAUCGAAAUCAGCGAGAAGCAGUUGGGAGGUUUUUCUUUUCUUUUCUGGGACUUUGCUGGACAGGAGGAGUAUUACUUCACCCACCAUGUCUUCAUCACACCUCAGGCACUUGUCAUCCUUGCCAUUAAUCUCGCCAGCUAUGAUGUUCUGGAUCCCCAGUCUUUCAGAGACAGUGUGAGCUUCUGGAUCAAAAAUGUGCAGCUGAGAGUUCCUGAUGCUGUGGUGUUGGUUGUGGGGACCCACUCUGAUGAGUGCAGGGAUGAGGUCGAUGUGCAGGAAAAGAAGGAAGACAUUGACAGAAAGAUCAGAGACAUGCUGGAGGAACGAAAAGCAAACCUAGAGAGAUGGAAGAAAAACCUUGAGGAGGACCAGAAAGACACGGCAGAGUUCUCUAAUCAGCUAAGAUAUCUUUGGCAAUGCACUGAACACAAACUACAGGUCCUUGACCUUCUACCCAUGGACUGCACUAAUCCUGAGGAAAUUGAGAAGUUUAAAGAAUACAUUCUGCAGCAGGUGCAGAAUAGUGACCUGUUUCCCAAUAUAGAGAAGAUAUUGCCACAAUUAUAUCAAGAAGUAGAGUCAUCUAUCAAAGCGCUAAAAGAGGACAAGGACAUUCCUGAACAUGGGGUUAUGUUGUUUGAGGAAAUUCUAAACGAGCUGAACGAAAAAUUGGGGGAAUUGGACCAGGAAGACCUACAGCCCAUUUUACGGUACCUCCACCGGAUUGGGAUAAUAGUGUGGUAUGAGGAGAUUGCUGAUUUGAAGGAAACAGUUUUUGUAGAGCCAUCUUUCCUCAUAAAACUAUUCAAGACCGUUGUCAGACAUGACCUGAUGAAUCAGCUGCAGAGCAUCUCCAAGAAGGAGCUUAUGGAGGAGAAAUCUCUCAGGGUACACCAGGACAGAUGGAUCAAUGACUUGGUGGGGAAAGCCACCCUGCACAAUACAGCCAUACGAGUUCUCUUGCGGAAGUCCUUGAAGGAGCUGGAGAUAGAUGAUGAGGAUUUCUUGAAUGAGAUUGUUGGGAACCGGAGCAGUGACGGAAUGUUCCUUGGCCUUUUGCGACAGUUUGAAAUUUGUCUGCCCACCCAACUGAACAGCCCCCUGAACCCCCAAGCCCCUGACUUUGUCCCAAAUACGAAGUGGGAGCCCUCAAACACUUCUGUGUACAAUGUCAAUGGUGCCUGCUUGUUCCCAAGCCACCGGAUGGACAAUGAUGUCGUGCUGAGGUAUUGGGGUGAAGACAUGAAUGACAACAUUCAGGUUCAGGUCUAUUUCCUCCCUGAGAUACCACACGGCUUCUUCCACAGGCUUAUCAUUAAGAGCUGUUCCCUUUACCCUGUUCACUGGGUGGGGAAAGACCACUGCCUGGUUAGUACUGGUCCCACACUGGUACUGUUCAGAGAAAAGUGUCUAAGAGAUGAUCAGCUGAUUGAGAUUCGCUGCAAGAGACAAUAUCGAUCUGCGAACGUCAGCACAGCUGGCGGUGAGUUGCGCCCGUCCUGGGACAUGAUCCUGGCGAUCCUUCGGAAGCUGGUGGAGCUGACACAGCAGUGGCCGGGUCUGUGCCUGUAUGUGUGCAGCCCCUGUACAGUGGUUGACUGCGAUGAUCACUUUGCCUGGCCCGACUGGAAGGAGCUGAACGGACAUGACCUUUAUAAUAUCCAGAAGGAUGACAAAAUGCUUUGCAGCAAUGGGCAUACACACCGGACAGAGCUGCUAUUCCCAAAAGCAUCAAGGACACAUUCAAAGGCUGAUGAUAAAUGAGAAGCUGAUGUACGCCAUCUUGGCAGACACUUCUCAGCAGCAGCUGUGGACUUUUUCUUGUUUAGCUCUCCCCAUGCCCCCUCAAAAAGGUCAAUCGAAUUAUCCAAUCAAAGAAAAAGCAGGACAAAGGACUGUCAAAUGAUCAAAAUUGUGAAGUUUAUCUACCAUCAAAGACACUACAUUUGAACAUAAAGGUGAUCAUUGUUUUUCUAAUAUUCUUGUAGAGGCUAAUGAAUUAUGACAGUUUAGGUUAAAUAGCAUUGUAAGCUAUUUAGCUAUCUAUGCACAAUGUUGAAUAUGGUUGAUAAUACAAACCAGAAAUGAUAUCUGUACCACAGUAGCACUUAGGCUGAUGGGUGUAUUAGUGUAAGGUCAGUGUCCAUAAAAACAAAGAGAAUGCUCGCAAUCCAAACAGGGGCAAAUGCAAAAAUUGAGAGAGUGAAAAAGAAAAAUGCAAUAAACAAUUUGGUUAACCCCAGUCACACACGCCCCCACGUGGACUUGCCGUGUAUGACAGCAAUCAGCUCAGACGUUCAGUGUUUCUACAACCAAACUAUGAGAGGAAGCGACAAACUGUUCCGGUUUCAUUAGUAAGCAAAAAAUGACAACUAAAUCAAGUUUCUCACCAGUUAACAAGCACCCCAUGCCCAGAGUCAACUGUAAAUAACAUGACACAUUGGAUAAUGCAAAGUUUUAGUUUAUAUUUAUAUUUAGUCAUAAAGUAUAUUUUAAUUGUGCUACUGUAGGUCCCUCAUGUAACCUGAACUGCACAUAAAGAAUGUAAUUUUUUUGUUUUGUUCAUUUUCAAUAUACCAUCUUGUUCACUUGUUUAUAGUUCAAUCACAGAGACUCCGGAAUUAAAGUCUAAGAGAUUUAAUGAUACAAUUAGGUUUUUUGUAUGGAGCCACUAGCUGGUGGUGGUGGUGGGGAGGUGGUUGGUGAUGCCGGUGUCUGAAGUGCAGAUAAUGGGCAUUUUUAUACUCUAUGUCAGAAGUCACCAACCCUGGUCCUGGAGAGCUACUGGGUCUGCUGGUUUUCGCUGUUACUCUGCACUUAAUUAAUCAAUUAGAGCAGAUGAUUACACAGUUAACUCACCUCACCUCGUUACCUGGGUCUCAACAGGGUGCUGAUUUUAAGGUGAAAACAAAAACCAGCAGACCCAGUAGCCCUCCAGGACCAGGGUUGGUGACCUUUGCUCUAUGUAAAUGCUGAUGAUUGGCUGAUUGAGCAAUGUACUGCCAUCCUACAUGUCUGUGAUUAAACUUUCAUCUCACUUC
Molecule: messenger RNA, 4049 nt
Organism: Conger conger (European conger)
Lineage: Eukaryota; Metazoa; Chordata; Actinopteri; Anguilliformes; Congridae
Product: malignant fibrous histiocytoma-amplified sequence 1-like
Exons: 10
Coding region: 262-2772 (836 amino acids)
Molecular function (GO): protein binding
Source: RefSeq, a predicted model, not a curated record